This is a messenger RNA of Tachysurus vachellii, 2628 nucleotides long. RefSeq names its product excision repair cross-complementation group 8 (gene ercc8). Bases 273 to 1466 code for a protein of 397 amino acids. The transcript has 12 exons. Gene Ontology annotation, cellular component: nucleotide-excision repair complex; Cul4A-RING E3 ubiquitin ligase complex. Gene Ontology annotation, biological process: transcription-coupled nucleotide-excision repair; protein polyubiquitination; proteasome-mediated ubiquitin-dependent protein catabolic process. Lineage: Eukaryota; Metazoa; Chordata; Actinopteri; Siluriformes; Bagridae. The record is from RefSeq and is a predicted model, not a curated record. Gene Ontology annotation, molecular function: protein binding.
UUUUCUAUCUCUGUUGUUGCCCUACGCAACAACAUGGUGCCUCCUAUUCUCAAGAAUGAGAUAGCGACAAUGGAAAAACUUUAUUAUUAUUUUUUUAGGUGAUGUAUAAUAUAUUACGGUUGCGGCGACUAUUUUAAGCAGAUAUUUCACAGACAAGAAAAAGGCUGAACGUUUGUUUAGAAGCCAUGAAUUUUUGAAAGGAUGAUUAGUCAGCUAGCUAGUUCAUUGCUUGUAAACAAAAAGACUGAUUCUACAUGUAGAGGUUUGUGAAAAUGUUGAGCUUUCUUACAGCCAGACAAACAGGUGUGGACGAUCCUGUGCGCUUGAGACGAGCAGAAUCAACAAGAAGGGUUCUGAAUUUGGAGUUAAAUCACGAUAGAGAUGUGGAACGAAUUCAUGGGAAUGGAGUGAACUGUGUUGACAUUGAAAUAAUUGAAGGGAGAUAUAUGUUAUCAGGUGGUUCUGAUGGUGUAAUUGUGAUCUAUGACCUUGAAAACAGCAGCAAGAAGUCACAUUACACUUGUAAAGCAGUUUGCACAGUGGGCAGGUCAAAUCGCCAUGUUCACAAGUUCAGCGUGGAGACAGUUCAGUGGUAUCCGUAUGACACUGGCAUGUUUGUAUCAAGCUCAUUCGACAAAAGCAUGAAAGUCUGGGACACAGAAACCCUCAAGCCAGCUGAUGUGUUCCAGUUUGAUGGGAAUGUCUACUGCCACCACAUGUCUCCUAUUGGCAGGAAGCACAGUCUCAUAGCAGUUGGUACCAAAGACCCAAAAGUUCAGCUGUGUGAUCUGAAGUCUGGUUCUCGGAUCCACAUUCUGCAGGGUCACAGAGGAGAGAUUCUGUCAGUCCGAUGGUCCCCACGCUACGAGCACAUCCUGGCCACUGCUAGUGCUGAUGGCAGGGUGCGUAUGUGGGAUGUGCGGCGAGCUGCUGGAAGCCUCUUUACCUUAGAUCAGUACAAUGGGGACAAGUCUAAAGCGUCUUCAGAGGCAGUGAACACAGCUCAUAAUGGACGUGUGAACGGCUUGUGCUUCACUGACGAUGGCCUUUACCUCCUGACCACUGGUACAGAUGACCGUAUGCGCCUUUGGAACAGUGCCACAGGCCACAACACACUGGUUAACUAUGGGAAGGUGGUUAAUGAGAGUCGUAAAGGUGUGAAAUUCACUGUUUCCAGAAGCUGCAGCCCAGAGUUUGUGUUUGUGCCAUGUGGCAGCUCGGUUGCGGUGUACAGCCUUUACACAGGAAAACUUGUCACUACAUUAAGGGGGCAUUACAAUAACGUAGACUGCUGUGAGUUCCAUCCAGAUUAUCAGGAGCUCUACAGUGGUGGGAAGGACUGUAAUAUCUUGGCGUGGGUUCCUGUUCUGCGACAACCUGAUGUUGAAGAUGAGGAAAAAAAGGGUGGAGGCCAAGCUGCAGUUAAUCCUGCUUUUGAAGAUGCCUGGAGCAGUGAUGAAGACUGAUUGAGCCAAUUAUACUUUAAUGAUCGUGAACCUUCAUAUAUAAACAUGUCUCAGAGGUCUUGUUACUUUAUCAGAUCAACAGUCUGUGUCUGUAGUGCCAACUGUCACUUACAACUUCCAGACCUCUGCACUUUGACACUUUGGAUUUAACUUGAAAAUGACAAACCUGGAUUUACAAGUGUACAUGGGACAGUUUUUAGAAUCCAUUUCCCAGCCACUUCUGAAGGAGCAUCCACAGAAUUGUGACCAAUCCUGCCAAAUUUUGAGUUUACAGAAAAUUCACAACAUUCUCACUCUCUUCGGUGUAAUCUCUGACCAAGCCUGCCCAAAUGCCACUUAUUCCUGCAUAAAGUCUAAAUUCACCUGUUUCCUCAGGCACUCUUGACUAAUCACACCCAUUCCUGCAGAAAGUUUUACCAAUUCCACCAAUUCCACUCACUUCCUGUGUUUUUUUAAAUCUCUCCUAACUCCUGCAGGACCUGACUAAUCCUGCCCGCUUUUGUAUAAACUCUUGACUAAUCCCACUUGCUACCACUAAACACUUGAUCAAUUCUGUCCAUUACUGGAAAAAUCCCAAUAGUUCAAAGUUGAUAAUCCCACUUCAGAGCUUCUAACUAUCGUAUCUGCUCAAUCCUCCAUUUUUUUAUUAGCUCCAUUAGAAUAGCAUUCUAGAUUCAUAAGCCCACCACAAUUUAAUACUUGCUAUUUAGUUAUUCCAACAGUAUUGUCAGCCCAUAUGGUCAAAUAGUCCAAAUUUCAACCCAUUGCCUUCAUUUUCAUGGUGCGGCCUGAUCUAUAAUAACAAGCUACUGGCAAUGUUCAAUAACAAGUCUUUGAACAACACGUUGACUGCAAGUUUAAUCAUUUAAAUAAAAAUUAAAAAAAAAUGUUAUAUGUUUUAUAUUUAUUUCAUGUACAUGAAUUUUUAUUUGCCAAAAAAAGGAAAUAUUUUUAAUUCUAGAGAAGAAAAUGGUUGCUGUCGGUGCUAUGUUCUUAUUUAGUAUUAUCUGUAUGCCUUAAUGAUGCUUAUUCAGUGCCCAGUGUUAGCAGUGUUUAUGCUGUCACUGUUCUAAGUGAGUUUAAGUAAGUUAAUUGUAAUUGUAAUUUUACGUACAAUUAUAUGCAAUUCUGAAGCCUAUCAUGAGAUAAAUAAAGUUGUGAG